Messenger RNA from Aphanomyces invadans, 726 nucleotides. RefSeq lists its product as hypothetical. Lineage: Eukaryota; Oomycota; Saprolegniomycetes; Saprolegniales; Verrucalvaceae. Gene Ontology annotation, molecular function: heme binding. The coding region runs from base 88 to 471 and encodes 127 amino acids. The record is from RefSeq and is a predicted model, not a curated record. Gene Ontology annotation, cellular component: intracellular membrane-bounded organelle; membrane. The transcript has a single exon.
AGGCGACCACUACAACGCAGCCACACACACUUGCUGGCAUCAUUGAUUGAUUUCCCUCGGCAUCGUCGCAUCAAAGCCCACGUGAGCAUGGUUGCCUCCGCUGUUAAAGUCUUUACUCUGGACGAAAUUGCCACGCACAACACGGAAAAGGACUGCUGGAUCGUGAUCGGUCGGGCCGGGUCCAAGAAAGUGUACGACUUCACUUCGUUCAUCAACAGCCACCCCGGUGGCCCCGAGUUGGUGCUGGACAAUGCUGGCACAGACGUGAACGACCUGUUCGAAGAUAUUGGGCACACUUCGGACGCCCUCGCCAUCAUGGACAAGCUGUGCAUUGGGACGUUGAAGGAGGAAGUUGCUGCACCCGCCAAGCCCAAACCCACCAAAGCUCCCGCACCAUCCGCCCCGAGCGACAACUUUUUCAUCUACGUGUGUGUGUUUGUCGUUGCCGCGGCUGCGUACCUCCAGUGCUAACGCCAUCAUGUUUCAUCGGUCUCCGAAUAUAUAUAUAUAACUAUCCAAAUCCAUUCGUCCACCAGUGCCUGCGACGAAAUACCUCUGGCAUGGAGGCUGCAUCUCGAGCAAGUUUGUUGCGCAGUCCGCGGAGCACGGAAAGCACAUCCACGUAAACAAAACAUGACCGACAUCGGAGGGCCAUCUCGUACUUGGAUAAAGCAUACUGGCACUUUCACAUGUUUCAAAUGUCAUCGCUCAGAUGGCUAAAAAUAC